AUGGUCACCACGCGAGACCCAACAGCCUUGACCGACCUUCCACUUGAGCUGUUGUGGAUGAUUUCUGAGCAUUUAUCACCAGUUGACCUUGCUUGUCUGGCACUAGGCAACCAUCGUCUGCUGUCUUCAUUCGCUGGCACUGCUUUUCGGGACUUCACAAAACGCCACAACGGAAACCCCACUGAUGACGCACGUAUCAAGCUGCUAUCUUUGCUUUCUCGCGACCUACCGCAGUACUAUCUCUGUUUCAUCUGCCUCCGACUUCAUUUGUGGAAAAACACUCGGCUACCAAGCUACUUUCAUAUCGAUUGCUCAGAUGGCUUGGAGAUAAAAGACCGGUGCCUUCAAACAUCUCUACCCCUCUGUUACUACCCAUCCUAUACCUAUUACCAAUUCCGUUUCGUUCAUCUUCAGCUUGCUAUGAGAAGGUUUUACUAUGGACCGGGCUUUGGAAUCCCCGUUGAGUCAAUGCUCUACGCGGAGGUAGUAUAUCGUCAUAUCAAAGCCAAAGCCCCGCUCUGGUUGCAAUCCCCCGCCAACAACAACAUAUCAGAAAAUGAUCCCCAGAAAGAUGGUCUGAUGGCACUAUUCUCUGCCGAAGCUCGAAUCUGUUCUACGCCUCCGGGCCUGUGCUUGCGAACGCAAGAAAUAGCGGUAGUAGCACAACAGAACGUACCACGGAUGUGGCCGUGCCGCGAGAAUGGACUCGUGGAGAUCUGCAGGCAUAUCCACACUCGUAAACCGGGAUUUAUCGACAUCUUUACCUCUCACAUUGAGCGUUAUUGCUCUAAAACAAGCCCGAUAAAACCAGCCGACGAAGGGAGUUGUGAUAAAUGCAAUACCUCCUGGAAGUUGGAGAUGCGAAACCUGGACGAAAAUAAUGCAAGCCUCACUCUUACCCGGUGGAUUGACUUGGGGCCGGGGCUGAGCCCAAAUGAUGCUCAGUGGAGGUGUCGCUUUGGUAUUGAACUACUGCUGAAUUCGCCAAACCAUGAAAUAGUGGACUCCCGUCAGCGGUUCGAGAGGGACUCUGUUCAGGCUAGCUCUUCGAAUGCAUUGUCCGAAGAUGAAAUGUAUUGGCGGAACAUUUCUUUGCUGCAAGAGAAGACAUACCAAAAAGUGAUGACUCCAGUGCGCUAUGGAUUCUACAUAUUGCACGAAGAAGCAAAGACAAGUUCUUCUCGCUGUAUCAUUCUCUGA
Messenger RNA from Penicillium mononematosum, 1200 nucleotides. RefSeq lists its product as uncharacterized. The transcript has a single exon. Lineage: Eukaryota; Fungi; Ascomycota; Eurotiomycetes; Eurotiales; Aspergillaceae. Gene Ontology annotation, molecular function: protein binding. Bases 1 to 1200 code for a protein of 399 amino acids. The record is from RefSeq and is a predicted model, not a curated record.